Molecule: messenger RNA, 3228 nt
Organism: Rubroshorea leprosula
Lineage: Eukaryota; Viridiplantae; Streptophyta; Magnoliopsida; Malvales; Dipterocarpaceae
Source: the annotation of a GenBank genome assembly
GCUCGAUGAAAUGUCAGAGAAUUUUCUUAGGAAUUGUUUGAAUCUUCCUUUUUAAGUCUACAACAGGUGGCUUUUUCCGCUGAGGUAAUUGUACAAAAUUGAAGAGGACCCAUUUGAAGGUUGAAGUUGACUGGAUGAUCAAAAGGGGAAAUGAUGAGUAACAUGAAAGUUUCAGCAAUGGAGAUUAGAGAAAACAAGCUGGUACUUCAAGGGGACCUUCUAACAUUAAAACAGCAAGGUUAUGAUUUAGUCUUAAUCCAUUUGGUUCCAGAAAAAGGUAGAGCUGCCUGUAUAAACAUAACCAGUCGAACUUCACAAAAAGGUUGGAUUCGAGGGUUUUUGAAGAAGCUGAGAAAGUACUGUGCAGCGAUGGAAGUAAUUAUGGGAACAGACCCAGAAAAUGAUCUCUGGAACUUGAUUUCAUAUGCCUGCUAUCAUGGAAAUCAGUUACCGACAACUGCUUCUCUUCUAGCUGUCUACAAGGGAAAGGAUGACAUCUUCAAAAGGCCUCGAGUUUACAAUUUAAGAGGUUUUGGGUUAAAUUCAAGAUCAGAGUCUUUUGUCGGUGAGAACAUAGCUAGGCUGAAAGAUGCAGAGGUUGAAGAAGCAGAAUUCCCCGUGGAUAAGACCGCCAAAGGUGAAACAAGAGAUGGUAAUGAAUGUCUCGAAGAUGUAAGUUCUUAUAGCUCUAACCAUGAUAAGAAGGCAACUUUCUCGCGCUCUAUAUCUGUAAUCCGAAGGGAGUUGCAAGAAACAAAUCUUGGAUGGCCAUUGCUUAGAAGAAAAACUCGUACAAGUGAGGAGGAAACAUCUGAAAUUAGAAGUACGUCAGUGGUUGAAUGUGUGAUGAACUUGCCUGGUAAAUUUGCCCCAGAAACCAGAACUGCUUUCGAAGUUGAUGUUAAUGGUUUUCCUGUUAAGCAUUGCAAUACUGGAGGACCAAAUCUUCAAGCUAUUGAUGAAUAUGAAGAGGAAUUGAAUGCUUCUAGUAGAUAUUUGAAAGAUGUAAACUGUGAUCUCGAUUGUGGAGACAAAAUGGAACUUUCCUCUACUACAGUAUUACCAGGCUGGCCCCUUCUUUUCUUUACAGGUUCCAAGACUUUAGAUUCAUUCUUGGAAGAUGAAGCUAUGAGAAUUCCUGCAAAGGGAAAACUGCAAAGACAUUUGGAGCUUUUCUCUAAAUUAAGCUCAUCAGGUUGCAAGCUAUUCAGCUCUGAGGAGCUGAGGAGAGCAACUUCUGAAUUUUCUUCAGAUAAUUUGAUUGGAGAGGGAGGGUGUAGCAAUGUAUAUAAAGGGUGUCUCCCAAGUGGCAAACUGGUGGCAGUUAAAAUUCUGAAGUCAUACAUGGAAGCAAUGUGUGAUUUCUCCUUGGAGGUCGAUAUUCUUUUGUCAUUGAAGCACAAAAACGUUACAACUUUGCUAGGUGUUUGUAUUGAAGACGACCAACUUAUCUCAGUCUAUGAGUUCUUUCCCAAAGGGAGUUUGGAGGAGAAUCUUCAUGGCAAUGGUGAAAAUUCAGUUUUGCCAUGGGGGGUUAGGUUUAAUGUGGCCAUCACAAUUGCUGAGGCUCUGAAUUACUUGCACAAUGAAAGUCCCCAGCCUGUCAUUCACAGAGAUGUGAAAUCUUCUAACAUUCUUCUCUCUGAUGAUUAUCAGCCACAGUUAUCUGAUUUCGGGCUAGCCGUAUGGAUGCCAAAGGAUUCAUCUUACUUGAUUGACAGCAGUGUCCUGGGGACAUUUGGGUACAUAGCUCCUGAGUAUUUGAUGCAAGGAAGGGUUAGUGACAAACUUGAUAUGUUCUCUUUUGGGAUUGUGCUUUUGGAACUGAUAUCGGGGAAGAGACCAGUUAGUAUAAUCCAAUGGGCAAAACCAUUGAUAGAGAGAGGGAAUCUCAAAGAACUACUGGACGCGAAGUUAGAUGGGGACUUGGACAUUGUUCAGAUGCAUAGAAUGUUACUAGCAGCCUCCUUCUGCAUCAGUCAGUCACCUCAACAUCGUCCAAAAGCAAGUCAGGUGCUAGAACUAUUAAGAGGAGAGAAGGAAACGAGGGAAUGGUAUUCUGCUUAUGUUACUGAUCUACAGGAGUCUGGAGAUCACGAGGAUCAUCUUCACAAUUGCAGUCAUCAACUGCCUCCGGUUCCUCUGGUUUUUUCAUCUGAAAAUGUGAAACAAACGGUGACAUUGCCCUGUGGAAUCCCUACCACCUCUACAACCGAUGCCAAGCUCAACCAACGCUUCAAAUUUGGAGACUACUUGAAAGAACAGCUAGUUUGACGAUAAGGAUUGUUUUUGUGCAUGGUUCCCAGCUAUUCAUUCUUUCAUUUUACCAUUGCCCAUUUGGCUAUCAAUUAUUUUGUUCCGAUACAUUUUUCAAAUGUCUGGUGCACAUCGUAAUGACAAUUAACCUUUGUACCUUGUCCAAUUGGAGCUUUCACCCCAACAUUCAUUGCAAAGAAAAAAAUCAACCUUAAAAAAGGCAGACAUCAAACAAGAAAAGAUACACUGGUAAUUGCAAGCCUUGUAGAAGAUUAAAAACUUAUCUUUUCAUUUCAAGGAUAGUAAAAACUCAAUUAUCUGUACAUAUUCAACAAGAGCAAAGUCACAAAAAAUUUUACUCUGCCCUCAAGCUUUUCAAUUACCACUACCAGCUAAAUGAAUCAAAAUGGAACAGUGAAGGGCAAUGCAUAUAUCUGAGCCUCAGGAAGAUAAUUGGCAUGUGACCACAAGCUACUGCUUCCUUGGCAGGAGAAAUCAUGGACAGUUUCAUAUCUUGUAGCAGGUCGUUCUUGGGCCUUUGUCCCAAAUAGCCAUUCUUGACCAUCAUCAUCUAGCUCUUGUUGAGGAAGUGGCGGAACCCAAUCCUCAAUCAAGUCCUUGUACUUCAAUGCUGCUCUUUGCAGCUUACCAUCAAACAAGGUUAUAGACGAUGUUCCAGUGCCAUUUGAUUUCCUACCAGCAUCUUGAGGGUGUGGUCGAUCCUGACCAGGCAAAGGACCCAACUCUCUUACAUUGUUAAUUGGUUUUGCAAGGUGUGUCUGCUGGGCAAGGGAACUCCUGGAAGGUGCGAGUUCCUUGCUGGUUGAUGCCUCAGACUGCUGUGAAUUUUUGAAGGUAAAACGAAUUCGUCUUAUAACAGGCCCUGUCCAACAUAAAAAAUGCUAUUAAGAUCGAACCAAGAGGAAAAUACAAGCCUAGGCCAAGAUUGCUUAAUCAAAUAGGUAGACAAAU